UUUUUUUUUUUGUUUUUCAUCUUUUUUUGCUUUUUCUCUUUAUAGUUAAGUUAUACUUGUAAAACAAAUAAAGCCUUCUUAUGUUAAGUAUGUAUUGCUGUUUAAUGUUUGAAAUUUUAAAAAACUUUAAAUAUUUUAAGCGAGAAAAAAAAAUAUACAUUUUUAGUUUUUAUAAAACAUUUAUAUAAAACAUAGCAUAAACUUUUAAUUGCUUUUAAUAUGCAAAGCUUAAGGAAAAUCCGAUAAGAUGCCAAGAAAAAAAAAACUAAAACGUUUAUCUAUAUACGUACAUGUAGAAGUCCUUCAGCUCUCCCUUCAUAUAUCCCUCUCUACCUACCUAUAUCUCUUUUUGAUUACCACUUAUAUUUUUUUUUUUCAUUAAAUUUAAAUUCACUUAACAGGCGAACCGCUAAUGCAAGUCUAUUUAUGGUUGCAACAUAGUUCCAUGUAGUCAUAUCAGUUAACCGUGUAUGACGAAUAUAUAUGUCAUGGUCUGUCCAUCCGUCCUUGUCCGAUUUCCUUAUAAAAUUAUUAUUUCUUUAGAAAGCAUUUUUACCGUUUCGUCGAGUUGUGUCAUUGCAACGUACUCUUUGCUUGGCGAUUGUACAAUUAUAUCGCUAAAAAGGUCGAUAUAGUUAAUUGAUUGAAGACUUUGUGCCCGUAGUAAUUUUACACGUUAAAGACACUUUGACACGACAUAUUCUUAAUUUGAGUCUAAUAAGAUGGAAAAUUAAUUGCCGAAAAGUCGGGUCCAGUUUUCUCAAUAAAAAUUGAACAAUCCCAAUAUAUUAAUAAUAACUUAAUUUAGCUUAGUUUAGUUUAAUUUAUUGGUUAAAAGCAAUAAUCAUUAAUAAGAAUUCUGCUAUAAAAUCAUAAUUAUUCCUAUAACGAACAAUUAAUGUCCCAUUAUGGCUAUAGGACCUUUGUCUGAUAAAAAUAUAGAUAGAACACAACUUUUAUCGUAUGUUAUAGGAAGUAAAGUCAGGGAUCUAAUCACGAAAGUCAACUUUCAGCUACGUAAUUAACGCGCAAGUAUUCAGUUGUGCCGAAUUUCGUGACAUAGUUCUCGACCUUGAAUUUUGCUUUUAUUCAAAAUUUUCUAUGUUGAAUUAAUUUUACUCAUACUACUAUUAUAAAUCAACCCGUCAAACAGAAAUUUUACAUCUCUUCUCGAUUAUUGGAUUUUUCUCAGUGAAAAAAUUGAAAUUUUUGAACGCUCGCGCAUUCAUAGAGUAUUCUGUCAAAAUAAUUUAAAAGUCAAUCAAGAGUUUGAAAAGUUUUUUAAGUCCAUUUCUGUGGUUUUUCGUAAUUGAGAAGUUUGUUCCUUUACAUAUCUUGGCUGUUCGAUUUAUUGUUGUUGGGUUAUAAGAACUUAAGAACUUGGAAAAGGGUUGCAAUGUCAUCGUCGAACAUCGAGAGUUCUGAACUUAGCGAAGAUUCCUUGAGUAUUGUUCGACAACAAGAAGAACAGCAAGAGUCCGUUGAGGAGUCGAUAACCAGCUCACUAGAAACUAUUGCGACUGGAAUUGGCGAUAGAGUGCCAAGAAUGCAGUCAAGCGUGACCGCGUGUUUAGCAGGUGUUAGGGACAGCGAGGCAUUUGAGAACAAUUUGCGGGAUAUAUUGCGUUGUAAGAUUUGCUUGGCAUUACGUAGAACGACUUUGUAUCUGUGCCAGACGGGCCAUUUAAUAUGCGCAUCAUGUCUUGCGCAUCUUUUGACCGAUGCACAAUUAUGCGAUGCAACUCCGAAAUGCCCCAUUUGUCAAAAAGACAUAUCUAUACCAGUGCGAAAUAUUGCAGCCGAACUUGCAAUAUCCGAAUUACCGAGUAACUGCCGAUUUUGCAACGAGAAAUUUCCUCAUUGUUCGUUAGAUCAUCAUGAACGUCACGACUGUCAAGAUAGUCCGAUAUGUUGCAAAUAUUCUCGCAUAGGUUGUGAAUGGAUUGGUGUACGUAAGGAAGCGUCCGGCCAUGAAAGCGACUGUGAGUUUUUAAGUAAAACUCCACAAGAAAUCGCCGCUACCUUAGAAACAAUAGACGCUAAUGAUGAAGCAAAACAUGAUGAAAUCGAAAACAUAUUCCAGAGUUUAAUGUUUUCAUUGAACAGUGAGAGGAUACUUUGUGUCGACUUGCAAUUAAUGUGUUAUUGCAAUAAUCAUCAGCUAUUUUAUACAACGACAAAUUUUCAUGCUUUUAAUGAACUAUGGAUAAUAAGAGCCAGACUUAACAAUCAAGGCGUUACCGAAUCAGCCAACGUAAUAUCUUUUUCAUAUCAAUUAGUCUUGAAAACUGAGCCUAGAACAACUUUAAAGGUGCAAUUCGUUGCCUUGAAAGGAUCUCGCUCAGAUAUUAAGAUAUCUACGCAAUUAUAUAAACAUGAAUUUACACCGACUAGUCUUGAAAGCGAUUAUUGCGCUCUACCUUUAACGGACUGCAAUGAUUGCAUUCAGUUCCUUGCAAAAAGAGGCACUAAAUUUCGUAUUAUGUUGUCCUUGUUGGACUAA
Molecule: messenger RNA, 2503 nt
Organism: Glossina fuscipes
Lineage: Eukaryota; Metazoa; Arthropoda; Insecta; Diptera; Glossinidae
Product: cysteine and histidine-rich protein 1 homolog
Exons: 2
Coding region: 1397-2503 (368 amino acids)
Cellular component (GO): nucleus
Source: RefSeq, a predicted model, not a curated record